Daucus carota subsp. sativus is the source of this 835-nucleotide messenger RNA. RefSeq lists its product as uncharacterized. The transcript has 5 exons. The record is from RefSeq and is a predicted model, not a curated record. NCBI's taxonomy places the organism in Eukaryota, Viridiplantae, Streptophyta, Magnoliopsida, Apiales, Apiaceae. Gene Ontology annotation, biological process: proteolysis; protein desumoylation. Bases 45 to 647 code for a protein of 200 amino acids. Gene Ontology annotation, cellular component: nucleus. Gene Ontology annotation, molecular function: deSUMOylase activity.
UUGGGAAAUUGUGCAACGAGCUGAAUGAUGAUAAAUUUGCAUUUAUGUCACCAUCUAGACUAGUGAUAAAUCACAAGCGUGAAUAUAAACGUAUUGAUGAGGUCAUUCAGUAUAUGACAGAGUUUUUAGUUACAAACAAAGAUAAGCGUUUUAUCUUUACACCAUACAUCCAAGAUGAUCAUUGGAUGUUGCUUCUAUUUUGUUUGGAUGAAAGUGUCAUUUACGUGUUUGAUUCGUUGAGAAGGGAGCGGGAUAUUCGGUUGACAACACCUGCACGAACGGCAUAUAAACUGUAUGUAGCACAAGGUGGCAGAAAGAAUAACCGAAAGGAAUUUCUUUGGUGUCAUGCAGAUGUUCAGUGUCCUCAACAACAAGGAGGUACGGAGUGCGGUUUAUUUGUUAUGAGGUACAUGCAUGAAAUAUUCCUACUUUCUCAAAAAAAUCCUAAUACCAAUUGGAAAGAGGUAAGAACAAAAUAUAUAGUUAAUGAUUCUUUUGGGAAUAUUAAACUCAUUAUUUUGCCUAAAUAUGUUAUCAUCAUUUGCAUUUGUAAGGCCCUAGGCCCUGGUUCAAGAAGGUAUUUAAAGAAGGAACUCAAUGAGGUUCGAGAACUGUGGGCUGAGUUUUUUACAGUUGAAUGUCUAUAAUCAGUUAGUUGACAAACUGUAAUGGCCAAUACAAGCUUUUUAGUGCUAAGGACGAGAGCGAAGACUUCGAGGCAGCUGGCUUAUUACUGCACUGAUUUCAUAAUUUUUAGUGUUGACAUGUAAUUUCACUAGAAGAAUUAUGGGUUGUAAUACAUUUUAAUCUUAAUGUACAUUGAUUAAUUCUCACA